UCUCCCCUCCGCCGCCGCCCGCUCAGCCGUCCCAACAUGGCGAAGACGUACGAUUACCUCUUCAAGCUGCUGCUGAUCGGUGACAGCGGCGUCGGCAAAACCUGCCUCCUUUUCCGCUUCUCGGAGGACGCCUUCAACACGACUUUCAUCUCCACGAUAGGAAUUGAUUUCAAAAUACGAACAGUGGAACUAGAUGGGAAGAAAAUCAAGCUCCAGAUAUGGGACACAGCAGGUCAAGAAAGAUUCCGUACCAUCACAACCGCAUACUACAGAGGAGCUAUGGGAAUAAUGUUGGUAUAUGACAUAACAAAUGAGAAGUCUUUUGAUAACAUAAAGAACUGGAUAAGGAAUAUUGAAGAGCAUGCGUCUUCAGAUGUGGAAAGGAUGAUUCUGGGCAACAAAUGUGAUAUGAAUGAGAAAAGGCAAGUGUCAAAGGAGAGAGGGGAGAAGUUAGCGAUAGAUUAUGGGAUUAAAUUCCUGGAAACCAGUGCAAAAUCCAGCAUAAACGUUGAAGAGGCAUUUAUUACACUUGCACGGGAUAUCAUGUCAAAACUCAACCGGAAAAUGAAUGAAAACAGUCCUCCAGGAGGCAGUGGACAAGUUAAAAUCACCGCCAAGAACCAGUCAAAGAAAAGCAGUUUCUUCCGGUGUACGCUGCUUUGAUGGACCUAAAAUGACAGACUGCAGCAUCCUUAGGGCAACCUUCUUUGCUUCCGUGAAAGCACAGUGUUGAUCAGCCUCUGAAAUUAAUUCCACCUGCUGCUGCUGAGAGCUUGCUGUUUGCAGAUCACCCGUUGGUCUUCCCUGAAUGGGUUGGGCAGAUACACGUGUGCUAUCCCGAGCCCACCCUUUCAUUCCACUCCUCCCUCUACCCCCCCCCCCCCAUAGCUCAUGUUUGGCCACUGUGACAGAAAAUGGAAAUGGAAGAAUUGGAGAUACAGGAAUAUGCUGUGUGAACUUGUUUAAUCUCGACUGCCUGCUGUAGAAGCUGCUGUCUGUGAAUGGAACCAUCCCUACAGUAUCUAUGCCAAAUUCGCCUUUGGUUCUGGCAAACUCCUUGCAACUUUAUUUGUGCUUGUGUUCCCAUUACCAACUCUCUAACCUUUCCUAGCCUCCUUUUCCCUUCCUCUAUUCUCAUCUCUCAAUACAAAUCCUUCUGGAUCUCAGUUUCCUUUUUCAAUUUGCUACGCACAUUGCCAUAACCAGGUUAACUUGAAUAUUAAAAGCAGUGGCCCUGGACAGGUUGAACUCUGAAUGCUCUUUUUUUCGGCUAAGUGCCCUGAAGUAAAAGCUACCUAGAUGAUUUCUAUCUCAGUGUUUGUCUAGUGAAAUUUCCUUGUGAUUGCUUGUAUCAGCCAGCCUAGUGUUGGGGCUAGAGUUAGUUGCUGACUGCUAGAUGCAGGAGUGCUGCACUGGAACUUCAUGCCUUUGUGUCAAGAUGGAGACAUCAGCCAUGGAUCCUACUGUUUAUUGUUGACCCAUCACUCUCCUGUCAUUGAAAGUACUUUGUGUGAGAUUGUUGAGCAGCUUGGUGGUGAUGUUCUGACCAAAUGAGCUGUUCAGGGCAUGCAGAGGGAAAAGGGCCACUUCGAUCCUCAUGAGCCCCAGUGCCAGCAAGGAGUCUGUGUCUUGAGAGGCAGAGUGGUGAAAGAAUGGAGGCAAAGCACUCAGACUAUAUGUGACUGGAUUUUAGAGGGUGUAGCUGGAAGGACGAGCAUCCCCAUAAUUUGGAAACCAGUAAGACGAGCACAGACAUUGUAUGGCGUGGUGGGAGUGCUGACUGGACAUAGGCUCUCUCUGAUAUUGCCAAACUCACUGUCUUUGCUGCUCCAUCUUUGAAACUCCACUUGAGAGGCAGUACCUUCCUAAGUUGCACUGUGUGACCACAAUCAUCUUUUUCCCCUGUGUAUUGAGCCACACCACCAGAGGCUCUCUCUCUCUGAUGUAUGUUCUUUAUUGGCAGCCCCUCUGGACUUUGUGCUGCUCUUAGUCACUUGAUACUAGACACAAACUUUGUCUCUCAGGCUGUUUUGGUACACUGUAACAAACUGAAUCAGAUUCAAGUGGCUGCUUCUUACAGUGCUGAGGUCUGUAUGCCCUGACUGCCAGAGCACUAUUGUUGAAUGUUUCUUUCAUACCAUGGCUGCAGUCAUUGUGUGGUAAUAGUAGAGAAUCUGUAGCCUGUUCUUUAACACCUGUGAGCAUGUUGUUGACAAGUCUCCUGCAAUUUCUUCGUCUAAAGACAUCAAUCUCAUGAUUUUGAUAUUAAAGCUUUAUUAUAAGGAAAACCACUGGGCAUUAUCAGAGAUGCAUCAAAUGUUGCAAUUGUCUUAUAAGCCUUGACUUUUGACAUGUCACUGACCAUUUACUGGCAAUUGCUACAAGAAUGUGUACACACAUGCCUGUCUCCAAGAACAACCUUCUCCAGCCUGUAAUGACUAUUAUCAAAUAUGCUUCUUGACGCAGCGGUACAGUGGAGUAUAUGCUCUGAUGUAUAAAAAAAAGUUUUUGCUAUUUUCUUAACUGUAGCUAUGCUAAAUUAUAAAUACAUCGCGGAAGCCCGUAGGAAGUUCACUUUCCGCAUGGCAAGAGUGAGGUUUCUAAAAGAAACGAUUUGCAUUGGUAUUAAAUGCUUUCUUAUUGUGAACUUGUUCACAACACUGUAACAGUAAGUCUGCAAAACUGGGGGUUGGCUUGCAGUAUGGAUACUAAUUAACAGAAAAAACUAUUCCCUGUGGAUUUUGAAUCUUGUUUCAUAAAAUGAUCAAUGUGUAUAGUUUACAAGAAACUGGACUGUGGAAAAGAAAGCAUAUUUGCAGCAGUAUUACUGUUUCCAGGGCUGCACUUUAUUAUCAUUAAUUCUUAAUAAACUACAGUGUUUAUUUUUAAUCUCGGUCCUGUGGAAUGCAGAGUUUGGCAUAACUGAGCUUUGCAGUAACUGUAGGCACACGUUAAUUUGUGCCCAUGACUGUAUCGUGUUGCAUAAAAUCUUGUUCAAUAGACAGAAAAUAACUUUUUAAAUUACCUUACAGUUUGUCAAGAACAUUUACCAGGGACCAUCAGUAAUUUUAUUGCAUUGUAAAUUAAAAUACAUUAUCACACUCCUUCCUUGCCCUUUCCAAAAGCCCUUGGAAAUUUUUAAGUGUGUUUUUUUUAUUAAUUCUAAACAUUUGAAAUAUUUGAGAAAACCCUGACAAUAUUGUAUGUACCUGCAGCUAAAUGAAUAGGAUGAGUUCCUAUGAUAAGUGUUUUAACAUUUGAAUCCAAUUAAUUCAUGUACUGAUGUUCUGUAAAGUAAACUUGGUGGGUUUUAUUAUUCAGUGUGGACUUUUUUUUUAUAAUGAGUCUGAAAUAAAAAUUAAAU
This is a messenger RNA of Mobula hypostoma (lesser devil ray), 3364 nucleotides long. It is a transcript of the gene rab8b, whose product is annotated as RAB8B, member RAS oncogene family. The transcript has 8 exons. The record is from RefSeq and is a predicted model, not a curated record. Bases 37 to 663 code for a protein of 208 amino acids. Gene Ontology annotation, molecular function: GTPase activity; GTP binding. Lineage: Eukaryota; Metazoa; Chordata; Chondrichthyes; Myliobatiformes; Myliobatidae. Gene Ontology annotation, biological process: Golgi vesicle fusion to target membrane; protein localization to plasma membrane; regulation of exocytosis. Gene Ontology annotation, cellular component: endosome; trans-Golgi network transport vesicle; plasma membrane.